AUGGCAACAAAUGUCUCAACACCUAAAUGUGUUCGUAAAAGAGAAAAUUUUUUACAAAAAUUUCGUGAUGAACAAAGUAGAGAAUUAAAACAAAUAACGGCAACACAAUUCAUGGAAAUCUGGAGUCAUUAUGAUGUUGAUGGUAAUGGUUACAUCGAAGGUCAUGAAUUAGAUAAUCUACUUCAAGAACUUGCAUCGUCUGUUAGUAUCAGCGAUUUGAGUUUUGAGCUAAUACCCGAUAAUGUAUUGCGAGAAUUAAAAGAAUACUUCUUAGAUGCUUAUGAUGAUAAUGCAGAUGGUCGUAUUGAAAUUGGAGAAUUAGCUGAAAUAUUACCGACCGAAGAAAAUUUUCUUCUUCUUUUUCGUAAAGACAAUCCACUUGAGUCAAGUGUCGAUUUCAUGAGAGUAUGGAAACAAUUCGAUAAAGACUGUUCGGGUUAUAUUGAAGCUGAUGAAUUAAAACAAUUUAUUAAAGCACUUAUUAGUGCACGAAAAGGAAAUAAUGCAACUGAAGAAAAAUUAAUCGAAUAUACAGAUUCUAUUCUACAAAUUUUUGAUACAAAUCGUGACGGAAAACUGCAAUUUAGUGAGAUGACAAAACUCUUGCCUGUCAAAGAAAAUUUUCUUUUGCGGCCAGUAUUUAAAGGCUGUUCAUCAAUAACUUCGCAAGACCUCGAUAGAGUAUUUCAACUUUAUGAUGAAGAUGGUAAUAAUGUUAUUGAAGAAGAAGAAUUAGAUGGAUUUGUUAAAGAUCUUAUGGAUCUUGUUAGAAAAGAUUAUGAUAAUGAAGAUUUACAACAAUUUAAGCAAUCAUUAUUGAGUGGAUGUGAUCUUAAUCGAGAUAAAAGAAUUAGCAAAUCUGAACUUAAAAUGGUUCUAUUAGCAUUAAGUCAAGCACCUGAUCCUUAA
Messenger RNA from Rotaria socialis, 909 nucleotides. The record is from the annotation of a GenBank genome assembly. Lineage: Eukaryota; Metazoa; Rotifera; Eurotatoria; Philodinida; Philodinidae.